AUGAAGAUUUGGACUUCAGAACACACUUUCAACCAUCCUUGGGAAACAGUUGCUCAAGCAGCUUGGCGUAAGUAUCCCAAUCCUAUGAACCCUGCUGUCAUCGGAACCGACGUGGUUGAAAGAAAGGUCGUCGAUGGGGUAUUACACACUCGCAGGCUUGUCAGUUCGAAAUGGUUUUUUCCUAGAUGGGCUCAAGCGCUCAUUGGUACAGCUAAUAUAUGUUAUGCUAGCGAAAAAUCUGAAGUGAAUCCAAUUCAGAGACAUAUGACACUAAAAACAACAAAUUUAACAUUUUGCCAUUACAUAGCGGUUGAUGAAACGGUGACAUACACGCCACAUCCCACAGACCCUUCCAAAACCCUACUAAAACAAGAUGCAGUUGUAACUGUACAAGGAGUGCCCUUAAAUAAUUAUAUGGAAGAUUUACUAACCAAUAAAAUUUCCCUAAAUGCUGGAAAAGGACGUCAAGCAAUUGAAUGGGUCAUAGGAAAAUUGGACACUGAAAUAAAAGAAUUUGCUAGUUCUGCAUGUAAAAGCACUGAUGAACUGUUAUCACAAACAAAAAAAUCAUUUGAUGAUAUUACAACAACAGCUCGUAGAUCCAUGGACGAUAUAUCAUCCAAAGCAAAAAGAUCAUUGGAUGAUAUAGAGAAUUUCACGAAAGCCAAUGCCAACCAACGAAGCUGA
Messenger RNA from Parnassius mnemosyne (clouded apollo), 687 nucleotides. NCBI's taxonomy places the organism in Eukaryota, Metazoa, Arthropoda, Insecta, Lepidoptera, Papilionidae. The record is from the annotation of a GenBank genome assembly.